Messenger RNA from Telopea speciosissima, 510 nucleotides. Its product is annotated as protein ACTIVITY OF BC1 COMPLEX KINASE 8, chloroplastic-like. Gene Ontology annotation, biological process: regulation of response to reactive oxygen species. The coding region runs from base 73 to 495 and encodes 140 amino acids. Lineage: Eukaryota; Viridiplantae; Streptophyta; Magnoliopsida; Proteales; Proteaceae. The record is from RefSeq and is a predicted model, not a curated record. The transcript is spliced from 5 exons.
AAUUGACUUUUGACUGUUUAUCAGGGUUAUAACUUGAUUGAAAAUUUUCACUUCAUACAGGUGCUUCAAACCAUGAUUCAGAUGGGUGUUCUCGUGCCUACUGGAGAUAUGACAGCUGCUAGAAGAACGGCGCAGUUCUUUCUGAAUAGCUUUGAGGAACGACUUGCAGAACAAAGGAAAGAGAGAGAGAUGGCCACAACAGAGCUUGGGUUCAAAAAAUCAUCGAGCAAAGAGGAAAGAACAGAGAAAAAGAAGCAGCGCCUGGCUACAAUUGGAGAAGACCUACUUGCCAUUGCUGCAGACCAACCUUUCCGUUUUCCUGCCACUUUUACAUUUGUUGUUAGAGCAUUUUCAGUGCUAGACGGCAUUGGGAAGGCCCUUGACCCUCGAUUUGACAUUGCAGAGAUUGCUAAACUCUAUGCGACGGAAUUACUAAGGUUUCGUGGGGCAGAUGUUGAGGUCAUCAUAAAGGCAAGCUUCUUGAAUUUUUGUUAAGUGUACCGUGAUCCC